Molecule: messenger RNA, 979 nt
Organism: Betta splendens (Siamese fighting fish)
Lineage: Eukaryota; Metazoa; Chordata; Actinopteri; Anabantiformes; Osphronemidae
Product: cytochrome c oxidase subunit 6B1
Exons: 4
Coding region: 161-421 (86 amino acids)
Cellular component (GO): mitochondrion; respiratory chain complex IV
Source: RefSeq, a predicted model, not a curated record
CCCAAGGUUAGCUGUCGACGAGUGUGCAUUUAGCUGUUUGCGGUUCACACUUUUUUGCAUUCUGUCAGAGAUCCUCGUGGUAUAGGCUGCAAAAGUUCCAGAAACACCGAAGAUUCUCAAAUGUGGUUUACCAUCGUCUAGUUAUAUCUGUGAAGCUAAAAUGGCUGAGAAUAUUGGGGAGAAAUUGAAAAACUACAGGACCGCUCCCUUCGACUCCCGAUUCCCCAACACCAACCAGACCCGCAACUGCUACCAGAACUAUCUGGACUUCCACCGGUGCAACAAGGCUCUAUCAGCCAAAGACCAGGACGUGGCUCCAUGUGAUUGGUACAAGAAGGUUUACCAAAGCCUCUGUCCCAUUAGCUGGGUCGAGAAGUGGGACGAACAAAAAGAGAAUGGAAGUUUCGCAGGGAAGAUCUAAAUUUCCCAACUGUUAUUUGUCUGGACAGUUACCUGUAGGGAACCCUGUUACAUGCACCUUUACCUCUGUAGUGUGCCUGUGGACAUGUUCAAACAUCUGUUGUUAACAUAAACAAAAAAAAACACGCACAAUUUUUACCCAGCAUGUCAAGGUCUAAAGAUUUCCAGUCGACUGUAAUAUACUUCUUGGUGUUGUUAAACCACUACAUAUUUAAUUAAAAGACAUUGCUCAUUUGUUCAAGUUUAAAUGUUGUGUUUAAUUUGAUUUAUGUAGCAUUUGUCAAAUUCAGACAAGGAUAAUGCUUUUUUCUUCCUUACAUCAUGAACAUAAUUUCACAGAGCCAGCUAAUUGUGAGUGUUUAUGUCAUGGACAGGACAUGUUCUCAUUUGCUCCUAAUCUAUUUUUGGCACCGUGCAAGGAAAGAUCAUGAAGUAUAUCACUGACACUGGAGCUGUUCAGUAGAUGUUGUGUCGUAUGCUAUCUACUCUUUCUCAUUUAGUUUUAUAAAAAUUAGUUACUAAUGAGAAACCUAUUGAAAUAAAACAAUCAAUAUUUGCA